This is a messenger RNA of Hyaloperonospora brassicae, 3525 nucleotides long. The record is from the annotation of a GenBank genome assembly. Lineage: Eukaryota; Oomycota; Peronosporomycetes; Peronosporales; Peronosporaceae.
AUGACGACAGCAACCCGAGCACCGAGUUGGCGCGUGCGCGAGCGGCAUGGACCUCGUCGCUCACGCCGGGCGCUCGUGUGGCACACGCUGAGCGCAAGCGACCAGCAUCCUCUUGCUACUGGGCACGUCGAUGCAGCAGGAACGGACGUGUUGGGUGGUGCGUGUGCGUCGUUUCGUCGUCAAGAGUUGGGGCCUGAGGCCCCCCGGGCAACGAACGCGUCACGAGCGCUCGUGGACGUGCAGAAAGGAGACGCUGCACCACUUGAAGCGCUCUUGUCGGCUGUGGCUAUAGGUACACUGCGAUUGGAGCGGUCGGAUGUGACGGUAGAGCCGACGACGGGUGUGGUGCAGACAGCGCCAAGACGCGACCUAAGUGUGGCUGCGUCAGUGCCACGGACAGUCAAGACAGAGUGGAAAGCGCAGGCUAGGGAGGAGAUGUUGGCUUCUUGGGUCCAGGGUAGGUGCAAGACGGAAGCGCGGCUGCGUGACGUGACGGAGCAGAAGCCCGGGAGCGCUUUGGGACGACGAAGCGACUGCUUUUCUACCGAGAAGAUGGACGAAGAAGCAGCGACAGUGACAGUGAUUGAGAGAACACGUGCACGAUUGAGACAGCUUGAGUGUGGACGUGCGACGGAACCUCUUGACGAUGCCGAGCUGCUUGUGUCGGCAGGACACGAGCAAGAUCUUGACAUGUCGCAGAAGCAGUACGUGGCCAAGGUGAAGGGCAUGCAAAAGCACUUGAUUGAUACAUGGGAGCAACAUCGAAAAGUCGAGGCGCUGCGCAUUGCUAUCAAGUGUGUGAAACUGCUUGCAGACACUACGACUGCACCUCGAUUGUAUCCAUGCGUGUUUGUGCUGGUGACGGAUGUACUUGACGCAUUCGGGAAGCUCGUGUAUGACCGCAUUGACGCGCAAGCGUCGGAGGAUGAAAGUGGCCAGCCUCCAUUGGAAUCAAUGGGAGAUCACGUCAGGAGUUCGAACAUCAACGUCCAGGCGAUCGAAACGUGCCGCAAUUGGUUUUACAAGUCGGCUUGCAUUCGAGAACUUCUUCCGCGCAUCUACAUUGAAGUCGCGUUGCUUGGGUGCUAUCGCUUUCUUUGUGAGGACGAGUAUCCGCAGAUCGUGGCACGGCUUUCCAGCAUGAUCAAGGGUGUCGGCGACCCAAUGGUUGCGUUGUACGCUCGCGUGUACCUGUCGUUAGCCAGUUCUGAGGUGCUGGGUGUCACCUCUCCCGCUGAACAGACUGCUGUCGUGAGUAGCAGUCUCUUUGACUACUUUUACGCGUUCCACUGGUUCCGCCACAACAAGCUUGAGCAGUGGUUGCUUGCGAACAAGAUGAGAUACGAAGAGUACCUCGCACUGCACUCACCUGCCGUCGAGUGGAUUGUGAAGUGUAUAGCUCCAGGGGCGACCCAGGACACGUUUGAUUCGCUGUUGGCGCACUACCGGGAGUAUGUCGGCAAUCCGAUGGUGCUGAAGCCCAUAUGCAAGUGUUUCGGUGCGCAGUUUUACGCCGCGACACCUACCGUCAUGCUGGAUCUCAUUCGCGCCGCGUCUCCGUCUUUUGUUUCCAAGUGUCAUCUUUACAGCACAGUUGCAACGCAGCUUAGCAAGGUGCCUCGUAUCGCGGGUGACGAGCCCGGCGGGAAGUUGCAGUUUCUCAAUAGUUCCUGGUCGUCCAUUACUUCCCAAGAAGACAUCGCGCAGUAUAUGGAGUGUGCAGCAGCUUAUAUGAAGCUCAUUGUGACCCACUUCUCGCACCGCGAGGCCCUUAUCCUUCUCAAGGACGUCGUUCGCCAUCUCGACGCCGCAAUACCCGGAGAGCUCACAGCCGGAUCGUACAAUCUGCUGGGUGCGCUGAUUGAAAGCGUCGUGUUUGGCGCCAAGCAGAGCUACGAGUUCUUUUCGAGACUCAUUCCGUCUCCUCCUUUUUUGGCUAUCAUGGGCAUGUUCAAGCGAGAAUCCAGUGUGGAUGUGGCGAAGAAAGUUUUGCGGGUCUUUGUUAGCGGGAGAAUGAAGAAGACGUCCGAUCGUUCAGGUGCUUUGCGGCUUCACAUUGUUGGUCCCGAGGCUGCCGUAGCCCAUGCGCUCAUGGCUGUAUGUUGCCGUGUGCACGACGUGCUUGACUCUCUCAGCACCGCGUCAGAGCGCGCGGAGGCUACCCGCGAUAUAUCGGCUUUCAUCACGCGGCUUGGAUACGUGAACGAACGUGCGACCAUGAGCGAACGAGCACAAGGUGAAGAACAAGAGGCGUUGCUCAUGCUGUACACCGACUGUCGUCGCGCAUUCUACAAGUUGGAGCAAGUCGAGAUGCUGCUGUCUACGAUGGUUCUUCGGCUCGCGAUGUAUGCUCACAGGCAUAUGCGCAGUAGCGCGGGAUCGAACCUCAAGAGCAAGAAGCACAGUCAUGUGCGACGUGGCUUUGUUCAGUCGUGUUUGGCGUUUGCACACAUUACGAUUCCAUCAUCGAUUGAAGCGCCGCUUGAAAAGCUGCAGCUCACGGUAUCGGCGGCAAAUGUCGCGUUGGUGACCAACUGCGUCCCUCAGAUGGACGCGCUGAUAAAAGCUGCCAUCGUGCUGCUCGCGGAUCUGGACCUGAGCGCUGUCCAACCUGCUGCAAACAGCGAUGAAAACGUGCAGCAUUGGUCUGAGCUAUCGGGCAUCGGCAGUACCAGUAGCGUCGUUGAUCGGGUCGUGCAAAUGAUUGCUCACUUGGUGAACGUGCUGAUAUAUGCGCCUUCGCUGCACGACGGCGACGCUUUCUACUUUGUCGCCGCGCUGCAGAAAGCCGUGUUGGAGCGUCUGAAAUGGGUGCCACGGAACUCGCCAUCGUUGUCGCCUGGUCUUGAAGUAGGCGUUGCUCGUGUGCGCGUGUCACUCAUGCUUCUGCAAGUCUAUGCGCUGUGGGGCCAACAUUCGCUGCCAGAUCGCCUGGAUGGCGUAGACUCGAACGAUGUCCUCUACGGUGGCGACGACACUUUUCACAACGAAGUCCAGACGCGCUUUAGCUCGAUGAUCGUGGAAGUCGUGCAUGACAUCGAAGCACUGGACAGACUCAGCGGGGACAACGACAUUGUGGAUAGAGCUGUCGUUGAGCGAGUAACGGCAGCACAGGUCGAGCUCAUGUUGGACUUCGUCAACUUGGUCGCUCCUGUGCUGGAAUACGGCGACAGUCGGCUCGGGACGGCUCUGACCAUGACCGAUCCGUUUCGAGGAGCUGAAGCCGCUGGUCCAAGUGACGGAAAGCGACGCGUGAAGUCUCGUUCUGCUGUCGCGUUGAUUCGCAAAUGUAUGACGUACAGCUACGAGAAAGCACGAUUGUUGAAGCAGACUACGCCAAGAGGGACAGCAAUGCACCAAGCGCAGAUGGCUUCGACGAUCUGUCGCUAUUUCGACAGCACACGCGUGUACAUCGCCGAUUUGAUGCUGGAGAUGUCGAAACGCGCUGCCGGCAUCUGCACUGAAGUGAGCAGCCAGCAGACCGUCCAGGCUCUUGUUGAAGUGCUCGAGCAGUAUACACUCUGA